This is a messenger RNA of Pundamilia nyererei, 2885 nucleotides long. RefSeq names its product collagen alpha-1(III) chain. Gene Ontology annotation, molecular function: extracellular matrix structural constituent conferring tensile strength. The transcript is spliced from 39 exons. NCBI's taxonomy places the organism in Eukaryota, Metazoa, Chordata, Actinopteri, Cichliformes, Cichlidae. Gene Ontology annotation, biological process: extracellular matrix organization. Bases 1 to 2628 code for a protein of 875 amino acids. The record is from RefSeq and is a predicted model, not a curated record.
AUGCGUGCAGCUGGUGUUGCUGGUACUAAAGGGCCGAUGGGGUUUCAAGGAAUUCCCGGAGUGAGAGGAACUGAUGGUGCACCAGGUUCUGCGGGGCCAACGGGGAAGACGGGGCCUCCAGGCUCACCAGGACCCCCAGGAGAAAGGGGCUUCACAGGGAAGCCAGGGUUUGAGGGACCUCAGGGCCCUGUAGGCAUGUAUGGUAUCCCAGGAACUGUGGGAAUGCGUGGGCCAACAGGUUUCACAGGACCGAGGGGGGAGCCAGGUUUACGAGGAUUACCCGGUCCUGUUGGGAAGCCUGGACCUCCAGGUUUGCAAGGUCCUCCUGGAGAGAAGGGACCCCGGGGACCACAGGGUCGUCUAGGAGAUGACGGCCUCAAAGGGAUACAGGGUCCACAAGGUCCUCCAGGUCUACCAGGUCCUGAUGGGGCAAUUGGAAAACCAGGACCAACGGGAAGCAAAGGGCCUCCAGGACCUCAGGGACCACAGGGGCAGGCAGGAAUCCCAGGUCCGCAGGGUGCUGAUGGAUUAUCAGGGGAACCGGGGGAAAGAGGACCUAAGGGUUUACCUGGAUCACCUGGAGAAGCAGGCCCCAUGGGACGACAAGGACAGCAGGGUCCUCCUGGCCACACAGGAAUCGAGGGCCCACUUGGAAGGAAAGGAGACCAGGGGGAUUUAGGACCUUGUGGGAAACCUGGUUCUAAAGGGCCACCAGGAGAGAGGGGACCUCAGGGGGGAAAAGGCCUACAAGGACCAUCUGGACCAGUCGGUAAAGAGGGGGAUGUUGGACUUCCCGGUGAAGUUGGAGAUCCGGGGCCCAAGGGGGAGAAGGGUGAGCUGGGACCUCUUGGUUUGUCUGGUCGAGAGGGUCCCUGGGGACCCCUUGGACAAAAUGGUGACAGAGGCCCAAAGGGGGAGAAGGGCCACUUGGGACUGAUGGGUGAACCAGGACUGAUGGGUGAACUAGGCCCUGUGGGCCUGCCUGGGUUACUGGGAAUGAUAGGUCCUCCAGGACGUCCAGGUCCCGAUGGACCUCAGGGAGAGAAGGGCGAGCAUGGGCCCGUAGGAAUUACUGGACCGCCGGGUUCAGCAGGCCCUCAGGGGAUAAUGGGGUCACGUGGUGUCAGAGGAGAUCCUGGGAGGCUCGGACCACCUGGUCCAGUACGACAUGCAGGACCAAAGGGACACGAGGGAAGUAAAGGAGAGCCUGGGGAACUGGGACUCAAGGGAGAGCCAGGACCUCCAGGCCCACCAGGGGAGCCGGGCGAUGAUGGUCUUCCAGGAAUUCAGGGUCCUGAGGCUCUGCCGGGGUUAGAGGGGCCUCCUGGAGAGGUGGGACCCCAGGGCCUCCCAGGUCCUAUAGGUGUUCCUGGAGUUCAAGGAAGACCGGGACCUGAAGGCAAACAGGGCAUGAAGGGGGAGAAGGGAGAAGAAGGCAAGACUGGUUCACCAGGGAAGAGGGGUCAUGUUGGAAGGAGGGGAAAAAGGGGAAAGGCUGGAGUCAGAGGGCCCAGGGGAGAGAGAGGACCAAAGGGUGAAAAGGGAGACACAGGACCGGUGGGGCUCCCUGGAUGGUCAGGACUCAUUGGAAUCCCCGGCUUACGUGGAGAGUCAGGUGAUCAAGGUCAAAGGGGUGAAAAGGGUGACAAAGGAGACAUGGGACUGCCUGGACUACCUGGAGUUGAUGGCAUGAAGGGUAUCCGUGGUCCUGUUGGAUUGCCUGGUCCAGAGGGUCCAAAAGGGGAACAGGGAAACAUUGGUCUGCCAGGGCCCAGGGGCAUGUCAGGGAUGCCUGGAUUGCCUGGUUUGUUUGGAUUAAAGGGAUUGAAAGGCUACCAAGGUCUGCCUGGUCCACCUGGCAGGAAGGGGCUGCCGGGUCCACCUGGCAUUCCCGGACUUCCCGGAAAGUCACUGAACAUGACCUUGUCUCAGCUCAAGGACCUCAUGUACAUGUCAGAUAAGCCCAACUACCUUCUGAUCCAGACGUUGCUGGAUACUCUUCAGGAGGAGCUUCGGCUGCUUUUGGAUCCUCCUGAUGGCAGCAAAGAGCAUCCAGCUACUACCUGUCUGGAGCUCUGGCUCUGUCACCCUGAAUACAGCAGUGGAAUGUAUUACAUUGACCCCAACCAGGGCAGUCCUGCCGAUGCCCUGCUGGCUUACUGCAGCUUCUCUUCCACAUCAAAACAGACCUGCCUUCAUCCUCAAGACUCUCAGCUGCCAACGAAAGCGUGGAUGGAGGACUUUUCCGAGGAAGGAUCUUUUCAGUGGCUCAGCAAGCUGAAUCAGGGAUUUCAGUUUUAUUAUCAAGGUGCUAAUGUGGUCCAGAUGCGCUUUCUGAGAUUGCACAGUGGCACAGCUGUACAGAAGGUUACCUACUCCUGCCACCCAGGACACAGACUGGGCCCAGCCUACCGAGAUGUCAAAUUCCUCACUGACUCAAGGACACAAAGUUACCUCGGAGCAGUUCAAGAUUGUGUGCCUGGAGAGGAGAUGGAGUCUGGUCCUCGGGAGUCUGUGCUGGAGUUUGAGGACCUCCAUCUCCUUCCUCUGAGAGACGUGGCACUAAUGGGAGGAGGAAACGCGACAUACCAGUUUGGCCUCACUGUUGGACCUGUGUGUUUCAGCUAGAGAUGGGAGAAAACUGUACCAUCCCGGAAGACUCUCAGGUCCAGGACACAAACUCUCUUUAAAUCAUGAACAAGUGGAACCUUCCAGUCUGUGAAGUUUUUGCUUCUUUAUCCUCUAGUGUUGGAGGAUUUUAUCCCUCAAGUUCAGUGACUUUGUAUGACUGAAUCUUUGAGGCCAAUAGUGCCCCCAGGCUUUUUUUCACGGAGAAGGCAAUUUCGUUUACAGAGACAUUAAAUAAUUUAAGUGUAUGUUUUUUU